AUGGGAAGACGAAAGAUAACUGAUGAAAAAACAGCUAAACAAAUUCGUGGUCCUGGUCGUAAAGCAAAAAAACAAGGUGAACCAACUUUUCCAAAAGAAUUAACACAAACAAAAUCUACGGAGAAGAAAAAAAUAUCAAGUCGUGGCAAACAACGUGCACGUAAACGUCUUCAAAAAGAACAAUUAAAACAAACAAUAAAAAAGAAUACAAAACUUAAAACGACAACAAAACGUCAAUCAGAUGGUGAAUCAAAUGAUGAAGAACAAACAAAUGGAUAUACCGAUGAAAAUCAACAAUGGCUUAAACCAAAAAAGAAAAAGGAAUUAUUUGAUGAUGAUCAAAAUGACGAAGAAUCGAUGGAUGACGAUGCUCCAUUGAAUGAUGAAUUUAAUGAAAUGGAAAGUACAAGUGAAGAAGAAGAAGAAGAUAAUGAUAAUGAAGAACCUAAACUUGAUAUUGAAAAACAAUCAAAAAAAUUACGUGAAAAACAACGUCAAGUAAAAGAACGUGCUGAACAAGAAUUAUUAACAAAUAUUCAACAACAUGAAAAAGUUCAAUUUCCAAGUGGACAAGAAGUUACAAAAGAAGCUCCACAAGCUGAUUUACAAUUAUUAAUGCAUCGUAUUCGUGAAGUUAUUAAUGUUUUAAAUGAUUUUAAAAAUAAACGUGAAGCAAAUAGAUCAAGAAAAGAAUAUCUUGAUUUACUUAAGCAAGAUCUAUGUAAUUAUUAUUCAUACAAUGAAUUUUUAAUGAAUAAAAUUAUUGAAUUAUUUCCACUUGCUGAAAUUAUUGAUUUUUUGGAAGCUAAUGAAGUUCAACGACCCGUAACUAUUCGAACAAAUACAUUAAAAACACGUCGUCGUGAUCUAGCUCAAGCAUUAAUCAAUCGUGGUGUUAAUGUUGAUCCACUUGAUAAAUGGACUAAAGUUGGUCUUGUUAUUUAUAAUAGUCAAGUACCAAUCGGUGCAACACCAGAAUAUCUUAGUGGUCAUUAUAUGCUUCAAGGUGCUUCAAGUUUUCUACCUGUAAUGGCAUUAGCACCUCAACCAAAUGAACGAGUUUUGGAUAUGUGUGCAGCUCCAGGUGGAAAAGCAACUUAUAUUGGUGCAUUAAUGCGAAAUAGUGGUAUAUUAGUAGCAAAUGAUGCUAAUAAAGAUCGCGCAAAAGCUAUCAUUGCUAAUACACAUCGAUUAGGUAUAACAAAUACAAUUGUAACAAAUCUUGAUGGAAGACAUUUUUCUGAGCAUAUGGGUGGUUUUGAUAGAUGUCUUGUUGAUGCACCAUGUAGUGGUGCAGGUGUUAUAGCAAAAGAUCCAGCAGUUAAAAGUUCUAAAGAUGAAAAAGAUAUUCAACGAUGUUUUACUGCUCAACGUCAACUUCUAUUAAAUGCAAUCGAUUCUAUUAAUGAAAAUUCAAUAACUGGUGGAUAUAUUGUUUAUUCAACUUGUUCAAUCUUAGUUGAAGAAAAUGAAGCUGUAGUACAAUAUGCAUUAAAUAAUCGACCAGUAAAACUUGUUGAAACAGGUUUAGAAUUUGGUGUAGAAGGUUUUACAAGUUUCAAAGGUACAUCAUUUCAUCCAUGUAUGAAAUAUUGCCGUCGAUAUUAUCCACAUUUACAUAAUUUGGAUGGUUUUUUUGUUGCUAAAUUAAAAAAAUAUUCAACAAAACAAGGCAAUAAAAAAGAAUCUGAAACAACACAAAUAGACAAGAAAACAAAAGAAGACGAUUCAAUGGCCGAUGAUUAA
Rotaria sp. Silwood2 is the source of this 1746-nucleotide messenger RNA. Lineage: Eukaryota; Metazoa; Rotifera; Eurotatoria; Philodinida; Philodinidae. The record is from the annotation of a GenBank genome assembly.